AUGGCCGCGGGCGGGAUGGGAUGGGCGCCGGUUGGCAUCGCUGGGGGCAGCUACGCCACUCCUCUGCCGCCGCUCGCACGGGAGGCAGGUCGGGCCGCCGACUGUCCUCCUCCGCAAUCUGGGAUCCCGGGAUCUGGUCGAACAGGAGAUUAUGGUCGGAGAUUGAGGCUCGGGCUCAUACGAAAAACGGGCGAGAGCCCUUCCCGAGAGCGAAGCUCAAAUCGAGCUUCGCUACUCAUCCGGGGCGAGCUCAUCCCGCAAAACCCGUCGGUCCCGCGAGACCCCCAGACCUCCACCCGACGUCUCAUUUCCCCCUCCUCCUCCUCUCAUGUCUCCCCUCCCGACCCUCCUCCUCCUCCCCUGAGAAAAGCGCUGCCCCAGAUCCCGUCGUCCUCUGUGGCCUCGGUGCCUCCAGCCACGGGCGCCCGCCUCGGUGCCUCCAGCCACAGCCGCCCGCCGUCUCCAGCCACGGCGCCUCACGCCGGCACGGUCGGCCGCCGCCUAUUGCCACGGCCGCCCGCCUCGGUGCCUCCGGCCACGGCCGCCCGCCUCGGUGCCUCCAGCCACGGCCGCUCUGCGACUCCUCGCGCCGCCGCCGAGCGCCGCCCCACGGCGACUCCUCGCGCCACCGCCAAGCGCCGCCUCCCUGCGCAGCCACUGCGUGAAGAGCUCGGCCUCACUGCGCGCGGAAAAGGGGGGCUCGGCCGUCUGACGCGGCUCCUCUCGCAGGCGGUGGCUUAA
This is a messenger RNA of Lolium perenne, 741 nucleotides long. The record is from RefSeq and is a predicted model, not a curated record. Lineage: Eukaryota; Viridiplantae; Streptophyta; Magnoliopsida; Poales; Poaceae.